Messenger RNA from Letharia columbiana, 351 nucleotides. RefSeq lists its product as uncharacterized. The record is from RefSeq and is a predicted model, not a curated record. NCBI's taxonomy places the organism in Eukaryota, Fungi, Ascomycota, Lecanoromycetes, Lecanorales, Parmeliaceae. Bases 1 to 351 code for a protein of 116 amino acids. The transcript has a single exon.
AUGCCUCGAGUCCGCUCUCGAGAAUACCAUGGACAGCAACGAUGCUACAAUUUUCAAUUAGUCGGAGAAAAGGACACAAGACGAAGCAUGGCAACAACUGACUCUGCAACGGGAACUCUUGUUGCAUGGCACGACGAAGGCUCGAAAGUGGUGGGCGCAGUGAGCUCUGAGAUGGCCAUUCCUUACUCUGCUAAGACCCUACACGAGAGAACCAUGGUGCCCAGAGCGGCAGCUGAUACGCUGAAGCGUGGCUGGCAGGACGGCAGUAUAGUGUCUUUGAGCAAGUGGACAGGUCCGAUGGAUCAAACGCGGUCCUGGGUUUACCAUCGUUGCAGCCUUCGUCAUAUUUGA